AUGGAUUCAGAUGCCAGCUCCACGUGCAGCCGAUCCUCAUCUCCAGACCUGGUAGUGGAUGACUCUACCGGCAGCUUCUUCUCCAACACUAUUUUUCAGAAAUACUGCCAGGAGAAUAAAAAUGACAGUGAGGCUGACCAAGGCAGGAUGGAACGUGGAGGCGGGAAGACCAAGAGCAGGUCUGAACUCAGCAAGGAGGAGAUGCAAGACUUAAGGCUCAAAGUCAACAGCCGGGAGAGGAAGAGGAUGCAUGACCUGAACCAGGCCAUGGACGGACUGAGGGAGGUGAUGCCCUACGCUCAUGGACCUUCUGUUCGCAAACUGUCCAAAAUAUCCACCUUGCUUCUAGCUCGUAAUUACAUUCUCAUGCUGUCCAGCUCUCUAGAGGAGAUGAAAAAACUGGUCGGGGACGUCUACGGAGGUGGUGCUGCCGCCCAGAGCCGCUCCACUGCCCACUCAACUAUCAACCAUGCAGCCACAUCUGUUCACCUCCCUCUGCAUCCUCUGGCCCAGUCCCUUCACUCUCUGGUGGGCAGCACACCUACAGCUCUGCAGCAUCACUCCUCUCCUCCCUCCUCAGCUCCAGCUCCUCAUUCCCCUCCAUCAGCUAGCUUCCUGGGCUUCCAUGCUCCAGUGCAGGGCCUUCUCAAGGACCCACUCCACCUUGGUGGCUCCUACAGACAUUUUCCUGGCAUGCCAUGCCCGUGCACACUCUGCCAGCCUCUGCCGACCGCCACCUCCACAUUGCACAGCUUGUCUAUGAAUAAAUGA
Messenger RNA from Xiphophorus maculatus (southern platyfish), 771 nucleotides. It is a transcript of the gene olig4, whose product is annotated as oligodendrocyte transcription factor 3-like. Lineage: Eukaryota; Metazoa; Chordata; Actinopteri; Cyprinodontiformes; Poeciliidae. Gene Ontology annotation, molecular function: protein dimerization activity. The record is from RefSeq and is a predicted model, not a curated record. The transcript has a single exon. The coding region runs from base 1 to 771 and encodes 256 amino acids.